UUGUCUUGUGUUCCUCCCCCUACUCUCUUCUCUUCACCAGCAAUAAAGGAGAAUUUCCUGGUUUUUGUAUUGCUUUAGUCACAACAAAAUCCCAACUUCCCUGCUCCUCUGUUUUUCUCAUCCCCUUUCUAUUAUUUUCAUUUAAAGAUAACUAUUCCUUCUAAACUCUUCAUAUUUUUGAGAGCAUCCCAGAGCAAGAAACCAAAGAAAUUAUAGUAAGAGAGAGAGAGAGGAAGAAGAAAACCAGAGAGUCUUUUGGAAACAAGGAAGAGAAAGAAAGACAAAAGGGUUCAAUAAAAGAUCUUUCCUUUUUCAUUUACCACUUUUUUUACUCCUCUUCCUCAAAAAUGUUAAUUACACCGGCUGGAAGCUUUCCUAUUGGAAUAGAAGAAGUUCACAAUCAACCACAACAAAAACAAGAACAAGUUACAAAACUAAGUGAUCAUUUUCAUGGCUUGAACUCGUCGUCUUUGAUCAGAACUAAAAGCAACGGUUCCAACUCUACUCCAUUACCUGUUAAGAAGAAGACAAAUCUGCCAGGAACUCCAGCCAUUGGAGUAUGCUUUUGGGGCUCAGAUCUACAAGAAGAACAUGGAAUACGCACUGUAGAUCCAAGGAUAACCACCAUCAAAAUCUACCAAGAAAGCUGGAAAAUUACCGUCUAUGGCAUGGGGAUUUGGAAUCCAGGACUUUCAGAAGACUCAGUAGGUGUAGAGGAUGGGUCUGACGUGCUUUCUGAUCGGUAGCGAUUUGGGCAAACUUUUGCAGUAUAACCCUCACGGUUACACAGUUGACAAGUUACUUUAUAUCGUUGCGGGCAUAUAGUAGCAACAUGUCCAGAAAUAUCACAUAUUUGGCAAACAACAUUGUCUUCAUUUUUAGGCAAUGGAAUGUCUUGGGGGAUUGCAAUAUGAUUCCUUGAUGUUGUCAACUUCUUCUUUAAAGGACUCCGAGAUGGACAAUCCCA
Messenger RNA from Rubroshorea leprosula, 967 nucleotides. NCBI's taxonomy places the organism in Eukaryota, Viridiplantae, Streptophyta, Magnoliopsida, Malvales, Dipterocarpaceae. The record is from the annotation of a GenBank genome assembly.